Molecule: messenger RNA, 1953 nt
Organism: Camellia sinensis
Lineage: Eukaryota; Viridiplantae; Streptophyta; Magnoliopsida; Ericales; Theaceae
Source: RefSeq, a predicted model, not a curated record
CAAGAGAAGCAAACUCACUUCACUAAAACAAUCAUGGCAACAACCCAUCAUCAACCAUUGCUAGACUCUCCCAAGAGAAAGCUCUGUCCCUGCGAAGCUCUCUCUUUGGUUCUCUCUUUAGUUGCCAUCAUAACCCCAAUCACCAUACUCACCACCAAGCUCUUCAAUCAAACCUCUUCUUCUUCUUCUAACCCUUUUUCUCUCUCAGCCACCCUUUGCCACCGUGCUCUUGACCAGUCCUCAUGCUCCGCCAUGGUAUCAGAACUUGCUCCACCUGAAAUAUUGAUGCAAAUGAACGGCGUCGAUUUAUUGCAGGCCUUCUUGAAGAAGUCUGAAUCAGGCAUACGAAAAACUAUGAAGACGGUGAGCAAUAUUAACCGUCAGAUCAACGACAAGAGAGAGCAAGCGGCCAUAGUAGAUUGUAUGGAGUUGAUGGAGGUGUCUUUGGGUCGGGUUAUGGACUCUGUGGUGGCAAUUGGGAAAAGGACAGCCGGGUCACAUUCGGAUGCCCAUUCAUGGCUCAGUGGUGUUCUCACCAACCAUGUUACGUGUCUAGACGGGUUAACCGGGUCGACCCGGUCCAUGAUGGAGACUGAGCUCAAUGACAUGGUGGCAAGAGCAAGAGCUUCCCUAGCUAUGGUGGUUGCAGUAUCGCCACUGGAACAUGAUGAGGUCUCAAAUUCAAAUCAACUUGAGCUAUCUCUCGCGAUACCGCGGCUUAACGGGGAGUUUCCACGGUGGGUCACUACUAGGGACCGGAAGCUUUUGAAGACAUCGCCGAAGGAUAUCAACGCUGAUGUGGUGGUGGCACAAGAUGGGAGUGGGAACUAUGGGACUGUGAACGAAGCUGUGUCCUCUGUACCAGACAAUGGCAACACUCGUUAUGUCAUCUAUGUCAAGCAAGGAACUUAUAAUGAAAAUGUUGUGAUUGGGAGUAAUAAGAAGAAUGUAAUGCUUGUUGGUGAUGGCAUGGAUUUAACCAUUAUCACUGGUAACUUGAAUGUGAUUGAUGGAUCUACAACUUUCGAUUCUGCAACUGUUGCUGCUGUUGGUGAUGGAUUCAUAGCCCAAGACAUCUGCAUCCAAAACACGGCUGGUGCGGUGAAGGAACAAGCAGUGGCAUUACGUGUCGGAGCCGAUCAGUCCGUCAUAAAUCGUUGCCGGAUUGAUGCCUACCAGGACACUCUCUAUGCCCACUCUAACCGGCAAUUCUAUAGAGACAGCUAUAUUACUGGCACAAUAGACUUCAUUUUUGGCAAUGCUGCGGUUGUGUUACAAAACUGCAACAUAGUGGCCCGAUUGCCCAUGAGUGGACAGUUUAAUGCCGUGACGGCCCAAGGCAAAAAUGACCCAAAUCAAAACACUGGAACUUCAAUCCAAACUUGUAAUGUGACAGCUAGCUUGGACCUUGAGCCCGUUAAAGGCACUGUAAAAUCAUAUUUGGGCCGCCCAUGGAAGGCCUACUCGACAACUAUUUUCAUGCAAUCAUACAUAGAGGACCAUAUUGACCCUGCAGGUUGGGCAGAGUGGGAUGGUGAUUUGAAUUUGAACACAUUAUACUAUGGUGAGUACAUGAACUAUGGUUCGGGUGCAGGCAUCACUAUGCGCGUCGCGUGGCUAGGGUAUCAUGUCAUCACUGAUCCGGCCGAAGCGAGCAAGUUUACUGUGGCUCAGUUGAUACAAGGAGGGGAAUGGUUGGAUUCCACUGGGGUAACCUAUACUGAAGGCUUGUGAAUGAGGCUUUUCCAUUUUCUUUUGUUAACUUGUCCUUUAUCUUCUUGACUACUAUAUGGUUCUCCAUUGUAGGAGACACUCUAGUAUCGUGGGUUACCUUGGAAUAAUUUGUAUGAUCAAUUUAACAGCCUGCUAUGGUUACAUGGUGGCUAUAAAAUUGGCACAAUCCAAUCUUGAGUUGAAGGGUUAUUUUGUAGGGCAAGUAUAAUUGUAUCGUUA